AUGGCAGGAUCCCAAAGUAUAACCAAGUAUUUUUCUCUUUUUUUUUUCCUUCUUUUGUUGCAGCUGGUCUCCAAUGUUCUCAUCUUCUCCUGUACAAACAUUGUAGGCGUGUGUACCCACUACCCAGCAGAAGUGUCCCAAAGACAGGCUUUCCAGGAGACGAGGGAAUGCAUACAAGCCAGGCUGCAUUCUCAAAGGGAAAACCAACAGCAGGAGCGUCUCCUGCUCUCUGUACUUCCUCGACAUGUUGCCAUGGAGAUGAAAGCUGACAUUAAUGCCAAACAGGAAGAUAUGAUGUUUCAUAAGAUCUACAUCCAGAAGCAUGACAAUGUCAGCAUACUCUUUGCAGACAUAGAAGGUUUCACAAGUCUGGCCUCCCAGUGCACUGCUCAGGAGCUGGUCAUGACGCUGAAUGAACUCUUUGCCAGAUUUGAUAAGCUAGCAGCAGAGAACCACUGUUUACGUAUCAAGAUUCUGGGUGAUUGCUAUUACUGUGUGUCUGGGUUGCCAGAAGCAAGAGCCGACCAUGCCCACUGCUGUGUUGAAAUGGGAAUGGAUAUGAUAGAAGCCAUCUCGCUAGUCCGGGAGGUGACAGGAGUAAAUGUCAACAUGAGAGUUGGAAUCCACAGCGGGAGAGUGCACUGCGGGGUCUUGGGCCUUAGGAAGUGGCAGUUUGAUGUGUGGUCCAACGACGUUACGUUAGCCAACCACAUGGAAGCAGGGGGCAAAGCUGGGCGCAUCCACAUAACCAAAGCAACCCUGAACUAUCUCAAUGGAGACUAUGAGGUGGAGCUGGGCUUUGGAGGGGAACGCAACGCUUAUCUGAAAGAGCACAGCAUUGAGACCUUCUUGAUUGUACGGUGCAGCCAGAAACGGAAAGACGAGAAAGCCACAAUAGCCAAGAUGAACCGUCAGCGGGCUAAUUCCAUCAGCCAUAACCCAUCACACUGGGGUGUUGACCGGCCAUUUUACAACCACCUUGGAGCUCACCAGGUCUCCAAGGAGAUGAAGAGAAUGGGUUUUGAGGACCCCAAGGACAAGAACACACAGGAAAGUAUGAACCCUGAAGAUGAAGUGGAUGAGUUUCUGGGCCGUGCCAUCGAUGCCAGAAGUAUCGAUCGGUUACGCUCUGAGCACGUGCGCAAGUUCCUCUUAACAUUCAGGGAGCCUGACUUGGAGAAGAAGUACUCCAAGCAGGUGGAUGACAGGUUCGGAGCCUACGUGGCUUGUGCCUCCCUAGUCUUCCUCUUCAUCUGCUUUGUUCAAGUCAUAAUCGUGCCACACUCUACGUUUAUGCUGGGAUUUUACCUGACCUGUUUCCUGAUCCUGACCACAGUGGUGUUUGUUUCGGUCAUUUACUCCUGUGUAAAGCUUUUCCCAGCUCCACUCCAGACGCUUUCUAAGAAGAUUGUACAGUCCAGGACCAAUAGUACCUUAGUUGGAGUCUUUGCUAUUAUCCUGGUUUUUCUAUCUGCCUUUGUCAAUAUGUUCAUGUGCAGCACUGUGGAUCUUGCCAGCUGCAUGGCUGCGGAAUACAACAUCACUCCUGACCGGGUGGACAUAUGCCUUAUCAGCAACCUGACUUCCAACUACAGCCUGGGUACCUUGCAGGGAUUCUGUGACAGUCCUUUGCCCAACUGCAACUUUCCAGAGUACUUUACCUACAGUGUCUUAUUGAGUCUCCUGGCCUGCUCUGUGUUCCUUCAGAUCAGCUGUAUUGGAAAACUGAUCCUUAUGUUAAUCAUUGAAUUCAUAUAUGUUCUCAUUGUGGAAGUGGCAGGGGUCAACCUUUUUGACAAUGCAGAUCUCCUGGUUACAGCUAACACCUACAUAUCUACAAAUGGAACGUUAUCUUGCUCUCCAGUGAUGACACGAGUCGCGCUGAAGAUUGUGACCCCUGUCAUCAUUACCGUCUUUGUCCUGGCGCUGUACUUGCAUGCCCAGCAAGUGGAAUCCACUGCAAGGCUUGAUUUCCUCUGGAAACUCCAGGCCACUGAAGAGAAAGAAGAAAUGGAGGAGCUGCAGGCCUAUAACAGACGCCUCCUUCACAACAUUUUGCCAAAGGAUGUGGCAGCCCAUUUCCUGGCGCAGGAGCGGCGAAAUGAUGAACUGUACUACCAGUCCUGUGAGUGUGUGGCUGUCAUGUUUGCCUCCAUAAGCAACUUCUCAGAGUUUUACGUGGAGCUGGAGGCCAACAACGAAGGCGUGGAGUGUCUGAGACUGCUCAAUGAGAUCAUUGCCGAUUUCGACGAAAUAAUAAGUGAAGACCAGUUUCGGCAGCUGGAGAAGAUCAAGACUAUCGGCAGUACUUACAUGGCUGCAUCAGGCCUCAAUGAUUCCACUUACGACAAAGAAGGGAAGACACAUAUUAAAGCUCUGGCUGAUUUUGCCAUGAGAUUAAUGGACCAAAUGAAAUACAUUAAUGAACAUUCAUUCAACAACUUCCAGAUGAAGAUAGGCCUCAAUAUUGGUCCUGUUGUAGCUGGGGUGAUAGGAGCACGCAAACCUCAGUAUGACAUAUGGGGUAACACAGUGAAUGUGGCCAGCCGGAUGGACAGCACAGGUGUGCCUGACAGGAUUCAGGUAACCACAGACAUGUACCAGGUUUUAGCAGCCAACAACUAUCAGCUGGAAUAUCGAGGAGUCAUUAAGGUCAAAGGCAAAGGAGAAAUGACCACCUACUUUCUAAAUGAAGGGCCUCCAAUUAGUUAGCACCGACUGCAAGCAUCGCUCAAAGAUGGAAUUUGCAUUACGCGAGAUUGUGAAUCGGAGAAGAAUCGCUUUUCUUGGCAGUGAAGCUAGAAACGCAGCGCAGCUGAAAUUUCACACCAUGACUCUAGAGCUGGUAUCAGCAAACUCUUUGGCCACCCAUCAUGAAAGGAAAUCGAAAGAAACCACCUCGGAAUUGUUCCUGACUGAGUGCUAAGUCGACCAAAGAUGUGUACUACAGAGUUCACAGAUAAGACAUGAAUUUGGAAUUUUUUUAAAGGCUGCUACCACGGGAUGAUAUAAGAAGCUAUUUAAGUAUUUAUUGACGCAACACAACAUUUACUUGGUUGAAGGAAUGUAUGAUUCACUACAAAGCAUUAUUUUGGAAUGGAUUUGCACUCCCAUAAUGUUUCCUUCCCAUACUGCCAGCUAUUUGAAGUGUACCACUGUGCUUUUAUUAGCUGUUUUGAAUGGGCUUUCAAAAUUGACACCCACUGUUGCCGCACACAAAAAGGCCUUUAGAAGGGCAUCGGUAAUGUUUUAGCAUGAAAAGACAUUAUAGCCCUGGCCCCCUCUUCUCCUUCUUCGACGUGGCUAAAUGACUGCUUUUCUGAGUGGGGCUGGCACAUCAGAUGAAGCAGAAGAUCAAGAUCAAGAAAGAUGGCUCUACAACCAUAUUUAUUAAAAAGUCUUCUGUGCUCUUCUUUGGUAUAUAUCAGUUUACAUGGGAAAGACUAGAUGUAAACAAGAGACAUUUUGUGGGGAGAACUCCCCUGAAAUUUGAUGUGGGUUUUUU
Molecule: messenger RNA, 3505 nt
Organism: Apaloderma vittatum (bar-tailed trogon)
Lineage: Eukaryota; Metazoa; Chordata; Aves; Trogoniformes; Trogonidae
Gene: ADCY5
Product: adenylate cyclase 5
Exons: 20
Coding region: 1-2712 (903 amino acids)
Biological process (GO): intracellular signal transduction; adenylate cyclase-activating G protein-coupled receptor signaling pathway; cAMP biosynthetic process
Cellular component (GO): plasma membrane
Molecular function (GO): adenylate cyclase activity
Source: RefSeq, a predicted model, not a curated record